AUGUCAUCAUCAAUCUACUACCGAAUGCUGGGGCAUGCAGUGAUCCUAUCACUGCACACUGGCAACUCCUUGGUGAUGUUCCUCUCCAUGAAGGAUGAGAGCAUCAUGAGAGACCUGGAUGUCAGAAAGAUGACGUCAUUGCAGAGUAUGUACCUGACUGUGUGGAAUAUUGCCUUCCAAAUGUCAUAUUUCUCGCUGGCAUUGACCUGUGACCUCCUCACCGUCACAGGACGAGAGCAUUUGGUCUCCAAGAACAUCAGACGGUUCCGACAGACUUAUUUCAGCUCAAUAAUAUUCCCUGUUGCCGCGGUUAUCUUCGUGGUAUUUUGGCCAGUUUUUAUAAUAAAUAGAGAACUGCUAUUCCCGGAGUUCAUAGACAAGAUAUUUUCGUUUAAAUCUAACUUUAUAAUGCAUUUUUGUAUAUUACCCGCUGCAUUGUGGGAGCUGGCUUUCUUACCCCGUCCCGUGCCAAAGACACAUCGGUACAAUCUAGCUAUUAUAAUCACCUUGUUCGUCGUUUAUAUGGCUGUAGUACUUCACACAUACAACCAGCGUGGACUUUUUCCGUACCCAAUUUUCACAAUGACCUAUGGAACAAUAUAUUUCCCAAUAUUCUUAGGUUUAAUAUUUCUGAUAGGCCUAGCCUUAUACUUUGCCCAAUGGAAACUACAUUCAUUCAUUUGGGGCCAAGAGAAACUAAAACAAAACAAAGUAAAAUUUUCGUAA
This is a messenger RNA of Spodoptera littoralis (African cotton leafworm), 726 nucleotides long. The record is from the annotation of a GenBank genome assembly. Lineage: Eukaryota; Metazoa; Arthropoda; Insecta; Lepidoptera; Noctuidae.